AGUCAUCUGUCAGCUCUCAACCUGGCACACAACCAGUUCACCUCCAUACCUAAUACACUGGCCUGCCUGGCAGUCAACCUCACUAGACUCAACCUGGCCUACAACAGCCUGCGCAGUAUGGGCCACAUGACAUCGUACCCUGCCAGCCUCAAGCAGCUAGACCUGAGUCACAACCAAGUGUGCUGUUGGCCUAGUCUACCUCAGAUAGAGCUACUGGAUGCCAUGGAACAGGCGGCAAUUACAUGCUACUCUGGCGAUGCUUGCAGUAAACCCGCCAGACCCGUAUCUGGUCGUAGACAAGCAGGUCGGUCAUUGAGAACUGCUAUACUCAACAGUCUAUGUACUCACCGUAGACAUCUGCGUCUAGACAACCUGAGGACCCUGGUGUUGGCUGAUAACCAAGUACAGAGGAUACAACUGACCACUGAUGAUGAUGGCCUCAACAUCUCUCAAGACAGCGAGGAGCACGACCCUGACUGGGACAUGAUGGCAGUCAGUGGAGUGAAAGUGAAGCUCAUGUUCCCAGCACUCAGCAUGUUAGACAUCAGCAACAACAACCUGAAGGAGAUCCCUGUCAGUAUACACGAGCUCAGCAAUCUGUCUGUCCUCAACGUCAGCGGAAACCCAGACAUCAGUGAGCUGCCGCCGCAGAUGGGGUUGUUGUCUCGACUAUGGAACCUCAACACUCGAGGAUGCAGUCUACAAGAGCCACUCAAGUCCAUGAUAGACUCGAAGAAGUACAAGACAAUGGACGUAGUGGGGUAUCUCAAGUCAGUGCUGGAGGAUGCUAAACCGUAUGCUCGCAUGAAGCUGAUGAUUGUCGGGAUACAAGGAAUCGGCAAAACAUCUCUACUGGAACAACUGAGAAUGGAAGGCACUGGCUCAUACAAGAAAAAACCAACUGAGCACUGGGCCAAGCGGAUGGGCAACAAGAACAUCAAUGUGAAGACCUCACGGGGCACCAACAUGUCUACUGUAGGGGUGGACAUUGGAGAUUGGGUGUAUGAGAAGAAGGUGCGCGGCCACUCCAAUCACGGACCUGUAGUCUUCAGGACAUGGGACUUUGGAGGGCAGAGGGAGUACUAUGCUACUCAUCAGUACUUCUUGAGCAAACGCAGUCUGUAUCUGGUGGUCUGGAGGAUACCUGACGGACAACGAGGCAUUGCAGAGAUACUACAGUGGCUAGUCAAUAUACAGGCUCGAGCACCCAACUCUCCUGUUCUAAUAAUCGGCACUCAUUACGACAUGAUGCAGCAGUAUCCAUCCUCACGCUCAGAAGAUUUGCAGCAACUCAUCCGAGACAAGUUCAUCAAUGUAGUGGAUGCAGAGAAGUGUGGUCUGCCUCGAGUGUUGGACACCAUUGAGGUCAGCUGCAAGACACGACACAACAUCAAACUGUUGUGCAACCUCAUCUACGACACUGUCUUCAGCCUUCGCCCACCAGGCAGCAAAGAGUUAUUGCUAGAGCAGCGUGUGCCAGCCAGCUACCUAGCCCUGGAGGACGUAGUUGCACACAUCGCAGCAGAACGUCGCGUAGCUGGAGCAGACCCUGUGUUGGACGCUGAGACUUAUCGUACGUUCGUGUGGUCAGAAAUGCAACAUCGCUAUCAGAGAACCUUCCGUGAUGUGGCCGAACUGCACCAGGCUACAUUGUUCCUACAUGAUAAUGGAGUUCUCCUGCAUUAUGAUGAUGCAACAUUGAAGGACCUCUACUUCCUUGACCCCCAGUGGCUGUGUGACAUGUUGGCACAUGUUGUGACCAUCCGGGAAAUAAACCCGUUUGCUAGAACUGGCAUAAUGAAGCUGGAUGACCUGAAGCAUGUGUUCAAGUCCAGCAACCUAGGUCCAGUAGACACCAGGGGCUACAUUGUCAACUUGCUCAACAAGUUUGAAGUUGCACUGACGUGGGACAACCGCACACUGCUUAUCCCCUCCCUGCUGCCAGCUGAACAGGACGUCAGCAACCACACGGCCGGGGUCAAAGUCAAGAUCCCAGUAAGGUCCCGGGGAUGGGCUGUGCGCAACAAGAAGGUCUCUACGGGCUCAGCCACUGCCACAACCCUGGUCGGAAACUCUUCCUUCUACGCUUCACCCCCUACUCCCGUUCACGAGGUACCCUCGGAGCUGGAGUUGACUCACCGCAGCGAUCCUGAGGUUUGUGUCACCAGACUGUUGCUUAUGUCAUACUUCCCAUCGGGCUUCUGGUCUCGUCUGAUUACUCGCAUAUUGGCUGACGACUCCAUAGUCGACAUCAUUCGCUCAUUCUUCAUCAUCCCUAAAGAGGUGACGCAGGAUGCUCGGUUGGCCCGGUUGCUAGAUGUGAAGGCUGAGUGGGUGUUGUGGCAGACAGGGAUGGAGCUGCGAUACGCAGACUCAGUGUUGUUCCGCAUGAAAGAAGUCAUUCCUGCACUUCGUAGUGUACCAACAGACUACAAGAAACUCAAGCUGAGGCUGAAGCAGGAGGGGGUGUGGGGAGACGUGGACCUGGUCAACUGUUCUAUACUGGAGGUGCUGCUGCCAUUGGAUACACUGGUGAUCAAACGACCAAUCACAGAUGAGGACCAGGCUAUCGGCUACCAGGCUAUAGUGUUGGACCCCAGCCCAGAGUGUUCAGCCCAACUACUGGCUGCAGCUGUGGACCACAUAGACACCCUACUGGAGGACUGGUACCCAACACUCGGUACAAGGUUUGUCCACACUUCAGAAGGCAAGUUCCUAGUGACUAGGCUAGUGCCUUGUCCGAGGUGCCUUGCCUCAGUCCAAGACCAAGAUGUUGACCUGAAUAGCAAACCUCAACAUUUGCAGCAGCCUCAGCCUCCCCACCUUGCUGAGGCACUGCAAGUUGCAGAAGCAGAAGGUCGUCACUCUCGCAGAGUACGCAAGUCUCAAGAGAGCUACACCAGUGAUGUAGACAGUGGAGUGGACCCUGACAGCACAGGCUCUAGCCGCAAGACGUCUGUUGAAGGCCACCCUGGACUGGCAGGAGAGACUGUAGAGGACAAGCUGCCGCAGUACUCGUGGAUGGUGGAGGAAUGUAUUCUGGCUGCAUAUGACAAGUCCUGUGUCAAGUGUCCAACCCAUGGAGAGAUAUCUCUGGCCCACAUCGCCCCGGACACUAUGUUCCUGGACCUGGGAGAGAGACAUCUAAUCAGACCCAACAGUCUGGUGAGGGGCAAGUUGCUGGGUCGAGGUGCGUUUGGCUUUGUGUUUAAAGGCACAUGUCGCAUCCGAGGCUCCAACGACACCAUACAGGUGGCCAUGAAGAUGCUGCAGCCCGUGCCUCCAGGACCCAACGCUAGCCACUCUGCUGUCAUAGCUUACAAGGUACUAUGA
Messenger RNA from Macrosteles quadrilineatus (aster leafhopper), 3333 nucleotides. RefSeq names its product leucine-rich repeat serine/threonine-protein kinase 1-like. The record is from RefSeq and is a predicted model, not a curated record. NCBI's taxonomy places the organism in Eukaryota, Metazoa, Arthropoda, Insecta, Hemiptera, Cicadellidae. Gene Ontology annotation, molecular function: protein binding; ATP binding. Bases 118 to 3333 code for a protein of 1071 amino acids. The transcript has 20 exons.